GGCUGCGGCCGGAGAAAGCCCUGCCUUGCCCCAGUGAUCGCUGCUGCAGCGCGGGUUAGUGUUUGCAGGACACACACAGGAAGGGGCUGGAGCAGCUGGGAGCAGGGAGGAGCGAGGAGGAACUGGGGAGAACAAAGAACCGAGACCAGGUAUUGUUACAAGCUGCUGCUCUGCCUCCGUUGUGACUGGAAGCCCAGCAGGAGCAGCUGUUGAUUCCCCAGCUGGGGAGAGACCAGCAUUCAAGCUUCUUGCUUCUCCAGCUGAAGUGGGGGGAAGUUUCUCCAGCUGGAGCCAGCCCAUAGGGCAACCCUGGGCUCUGCAGACACCAAGCCUGAGCCGGAGACUCCAGCUUCCUGUGUUCCUAGCUGAGGUGAGGACUUUCUCCAGCUGUUGCUAGCCCCCUAAGACACCCCUACACUCUGCCAAUGUCAACGCCUGAGCCAGAAACUCCAGCAGGGUUUGCAAUUUCCAAAGCUGACAUGAUGUCCCAGCUGGAACGAGGAAAAGAGUCAUGGGUCCGAGAUCUCCAGGGAUCUGAGGAAAGAGAGAUGCUGAGAAGUGCCUUCACAGCAGGUGAUGGGAUAAUGGGUAAGAACGAGGAGCAGAGUCCUCACCAGAAAGAUGCUGAGCAAGUGGAAGCACGUGGAGCAUCAUCACGAAGGUCCAAAGGGAAUGUGUCCAGGAGCCAUGAGCAGGGUAAAGCCUGUGACAGGCAGCACAGGCCAGAGAGGCAGCAGGGAAACAAACCACAGGAGAAAGUUGGUAAAUCCAUUAAUUGUCAGGGAACUCAAAAGGACCUCAAGGAAAUCACCAGUCAGCAGAGAAUCCUCAAGGGGAAGAGAAAAAAUACAUGCAGUGAGUGUGGGAAAAACUUCAAUUACCGCUCAGGCCUUAUUAGACAUGAGAUAAUCCACACAAAAGAGAGACCCCAUGAGUGCUGUGAGUGUGGGAAAAGCUUCAAUCAGACCUCAGCCCUUAUUAGACAUCAGCGAAUACACAGAGGAGAGAGACCAUACAAAUGCCAUGAGUGUGGGAAAAACUUCCCUGACAGCUCAACCCUUAUUAAACAUCAGAGAAUCCACACUGGGGAGAGACCUUAUGGAUGCUAUGAGUGUGGGAAAAGCUUCACUCAGAGCUCAGCCCUUAUUACACAUAAGAGAAUCCACACUGGGGAAAGACACUAUAAAUGCUGUGAGUGCGGGAAAAGUUUCACUCAAAGCUCUGCCCUUAUUACACAUCAGAGACUUCACACUGGGGAAAAACCGUAUGAAUGUUGUGAGUGUGGGAAAAACUUCACUGACAGCUCAGCCCUUAUUAAACAUCAGAGAAUCCACACAAAGGAGAGACCCUAUGAGUGCUGCGAGUGCGGGAAAAGCUUUACUCAGAGCUCAGACCUUACUACCCAUCAGAGAAUCCACACAGGAGAGAGGCCCUAUGAGUGCUGUGAGUGUGGGAAAAGCUUCACUCAGGGCUCAGACCUUACUACACAUCAGAGAAUCCACACUGGGGAAAGCCCUUAUGAAUGCUGUGAGUGUGGGAAAGGCUUCACGCAGAGCUCAGCCCUUAUUACACAUCAGAGAAUCCACACGGGAGAGCGACCCUAUGAAUGUUGUGAGUGUGGGAAAAACUUCACUGACUGUUCAGCCCUUCUUAAACAUCAGAGAAUCCACACCGGGGAGAGACCCUAUGAAUGUUCUGAAUGCGGGAAAAGCUUCACUCAGAGCUCAGCCCUUAUUACACAUAAGAGACUUCACACAGGAGAGAGACCCUAUGUAUGUGCUGAGUGUGGGAAAAACUUCACUCGGAGCUCCGCCCUUAUCUAUCAUCAGAGAAUCCAUAAGGGAGACAAACACCAUAAAAACCUUGUCUAGGGAUGUCGAAAGAUUUUUUUUUUUUAGUUAAUACUUUUGCUAAUUGCCACUGUGACCUUUAAGGCUGUUUGCACGAUUUGCUUCACCAUCAUCUUUCAACUCUCCUAGGUGAGUUGCCCACUUUUGCCUUUUGCCACUCAUCCUUCUAUGGGGUGGAUUCUGUGGUCCUUUCUAUCAUCUCCAUUGUCCUAUGAGUCAUGGAAGUGUGUGUCCUUUACCAGA
This is a messenger RNA of Caretta caretta (loggerhead turtle), 2093 nucleotides long. RefSeq lists its product as uncharacterized. Gene Ontology annotation, molecular function: DNA-binding transcription factor activity, RNA polymerase II-specific; RNA polymerase II cis-regulatory region sequence-specific DNA binding. NCBI's taxonomy places the organism in Eukaryota, Metazoa, Chordata, Testudines, Cheloniidae. Gene Ontology annotation, biological process: regulation of DNA-templated transcription. The record is from RefSeq and is a predicted model, not a curated record.